This is a messenger RNA of Annulohypoxylon maeteangense, 1165 nucleotides long. Its product is annotated as ubiquitin-conjugating enzyme. Bases 316 to 855 code for a protein of 179 amino acids. Lineage: Eukaryota; Fungi; Ascomycota; Sordariomycetes; Xylariales; Hypoxylaceae. The record is from RefSeq and is a predicted model, not a curated record. The transcript has 4 exons.
GCUAAUCGGGCGGGACGUCAGAGUUGUUGUUUACAAUUUGAAAAUCGAUCCUACUCUUUCCUUCAAUUCUCUUUUUUCUAUCAAUCAAUUAUUAAACCUAACUUUCAAUUCCUAAGUACCCUUCGAUAUAAUAUCGACUAAAUAGGCCUCGUCUUUCAUUUCUCCUUGUACAAUUCUCUAGCUACAGGUGCACCGAAUCCAGCAGCCACUAACGGCUUGACUCGGUCUUUAUUACAUUUACAUCGUCCAUCAACUUCGAUAAAUUCGAACUUGGCCAAUAUCAUUACCGACGACGAACUUCAAUUGCCAGCCAAAAUGGAAUACCCUACCGAGAACCAGAAUGCAGCACCUGACAGCGUCCAAGCUGCUAAGCUCGGCAACACCCGGAGAGGGCCCGAUGCACAGAGUGUAACGAAAAGAUUGCAGACGGAACUCAUGCAGUUGAUGACCUCACCGGCUCCUGGUGUUUCAGCAUUCCCGUCGGCUGACGGAAACCUGAUGUCGUGGUCCGCAACGAUCGAGGGACCUGACGAUACUCCCUACGCCGGGCUGACCUUCAAGCUGUCCUUCUCCUUCCCAUCCAACUACCCCUACGCCCCACCAACUGUUCUGUUCAAGACUCCUAUCUACCACCCCAAUGUGGAUUUCUCUGGGCGUAUUUGUCUAGAUAUCUUGAAAGACAAGUGGACCGCUGCAUACAACAUCCAGACUGUUCUCCUGAGUCUGCAAAGUCUCCUUGGAGAGCCAAACAAUGCCUCACCAUUGAACGGUGAAGCGGCGGAACUGUGGGAUAAGGACGCAGAGGAAUUCAAGAAGAAGGUUCUUGGGCGUCACCGUGACGUCGAUGACGACUAAAUUGUCCGUUAUACUGUUUAUCAUGUGUCCGAGUGGACAGUCGGGAUCACUCGGUAUGGAGAAUCGGAGUCAGUACUUGCAUAGUUGGUCGGAUUGGACCACUGUUGUCUCGGCGCCUUGUACGCGGUGCAUUUACAGGUUGUUUUAAGGCUGGGAAUAGCUAUUCCUCGCGUAGUUCAAUGAGAACACGAUAGCAUUAUCACCUACUUCAUUACAGCGUUGCCAUGAUUUACUUCCUAUGAUAUGGUGGAUCAUGUUGGGAGGGGAAAUCGUAAUCACCAUGUCUCGAUCACGACGUAGCAAGUAGCAG